Molecule: messenger RNA, 1362 nt
Organism: Diospyros lotus (date-plum)
Lineage: Eukaryota; Viridiplantae; Streptophyta; Magnoliopsida; Ericales; Ebenaceae
Product: peroxisome biogenesis protein 7
Exons: 2
Coding region: 109-1065 (318 amino acids)
Biological process (GO): protein import into peroxisome matrix
Cellular component (GO): cytosol; peroxisomal matrix
Molecular function (GO): protein binding
Source: RefSeq, a predicted model, not a curated record
UUUUGUUUUCUCCCAAAAUUAGAGAUAAAGCCCAAUUCCCAAGACGGGGGUAGACGCAGAGUUGGAACUCCCGUUUGGAUCCAAACACCUUCUUCCCCGGCGGCAGCCAUGCCAGUCUUCAAGACCCCCUUCAACGGCUACGCCGUGAAGUUCAGCCCCUUCUACGAGCACCGCCUCGCCGUCGCCACCGCCCAGAACUUCGGCAUCCUCGGCAACGGCCGCCUCCACGUCCUCGACCUCUCCCCCGUCCCCGGCAGGCCUAUCAGCGAACUCGCCUCCUUCGACACCGCCGAUGGCGUCUACGACGUCGCCUGGUCGGAGUCCCACGAUUCCCUCCUCGUCGCCGCAAGCGCCGACGGCUCCGUCAAGCUCUACGACCUCUCGCUGCCUCCGACCUCCAACCCAGUCCGGUCUUUCCAGGAGCACACCCGAGAAACGCACUCCGUCGACUACAACCCAGUCCGCCGCGACUCCUUUCUGACUUCUUCCUGGGACGACACCGUCAAGCUCUGGACCAUCGAUCGCCCGGCCAGUGUCCGGACCUUCAAGGAGCAUGCCUAUUGUGUGUACUCAGUCACCUGGAACCCCCGUCAUGCAGAUGUAUUUGCCUCUGCUUCUGGUGAUUGCACUGCCCGUAUUUGGGAUGUGCGUGAGCCUGGUUCUACUAUGAUCCUGCCUGCCCAUGAAUUUGAAAUCCUAUCAUGUGAUUGGAACAAAUAUGAUGAUUGUGUCAUUGCCACCGCAUCUGUGGACAAGUCAAUCAAGGUGUGGGAUGUGAGAAGUUUCCGAAUCCCAGUAGCCGUGCUCAAUGGGCAUACCUAUGCAGUCAGGAAGCUUAAGUUUUCGCCUCACAGGGGCAGCUUGAUAGCUUCUUGUUCAUAUGAUAUGACAGUGUGCUUGUGGGAUUACAUGGUUGAGGAUGCUUUAGUCGGGAGGUACGAUCACCACACAGAAUUUGCAGUUGGGGUGGAUAUGAGUGUGCUUGUUGAGGGUCUCUUGGCAAGCACUGGAUGGGAUGAACUUGUGUAUGUUUGGCAAAAUGGGACAGAUCCCAGGGCUCCCUAGGAGGGAUUUGUUUCUUACAAUUUUUAGAUUAAUUUUGCGAACAUUGGAAUACUUGUUUUGGAAUGGGGGUUCACUGUAGUUGUUGUAGUUAUAAAUGUGCAAUACUUAGAAUUUUGAUCUCAUCAUUGAUGUUGAGGAAGAGCUUGGUCACUGAUUUUACGUCCACCUAGUCAAUUGAAAGUUGUACUUGAUGGGGGUUGCUGUUGUUGUGGCAUACCUAAAUUGUGAAUUGUGUUCACAAUCCAUGUAUAUGUUGUAAUUGGAAUUUCAAUCAAGCGUUCAAAUUUGGCGUUUACU